GUGUGAAAGGAAAGAGAAUAAAUAACGCUACAUCAAGUCAAACUUACGGCCAAAGUUUUUAAUCAGUUCAGAGACAUGAAGAAGAGAUUUAACAUCAACCUCGAUGAUUCAGCUUUCACUAAAGAAAGAACACCGCCAAAGCCCCAGUUUCAGCCUUCAUCGACCACAGCUGCAUCCUCAUCAAAGCCUGCUCCUGAGUCAGUGGACCAGCCCCUGUCCUAUGCACAAUACAUCGUCCAGAGUAAAAACCGUGUACCCGCUGCUCCUCAGAGAGACGGUUCCUCUAAACUUCUCAGGACUGAAGGUGAAGGAGGUACCAGUCUGAAGCAAAGCGAGUCUGCCACAGGAAGAGGAAUAGGGACUGAGAGUGGAUCUGAUGGCGCGGAGAAGAGUGAGGAGACACAGGUUACUGGUACAGACCACACAGAGGGGACCUGUCAAAGCCUCAGCCUGGGUCCCAAACCAGUAGGGUCUGGGAACUGCAUUAUUGUCAGCCCUCGACAGAGAGGAAAUCCCAUUCUGAAGUUUGUGAGGAGUGUCCCUUGGGAGUUUGGAGAUGUUGCACCAGACUACAUCUUGGGCCAGACAACUUGUGCGCUCUUCCUCAGUCUGAGGUAUCACAAUCUCAAUCCAAACUAUAUUCAUGACCGUCUGAAGCAACUUGGACAGACUUUCACCCUCCGAGUGUUACUGGUUCAAGUAGAUGUGAAAGAUCCUCAUCAUGCAUUGAAGGAGUUGGCUUGCAUCUGCAUAAUGGCUGACUGCACUCUCAUUUUGGCUUGGAGUUCAGAGGAGGCAGGACGUUACCUGGAAACAUACAAGUCCUAUGAGAAGAAACCAGCAGACCUUCUGAAGGAGCAAGUUGAAAGAGAUUACCUGUCAAAGGUUACAGACUGCCUGACAACUGUGAAGUCUAUAAACAAGACAGAUGCUAUUACGUUGCUGUCCACUUUCUCGUCUGUAGAAGGAAUCAUAAGUGCCUCUAAAGAAGACCUGGUUCUCUGUCCAGGCCUUGGACCACAGAAAGCGAAACGACUGCACGAUGUGCUCCACAAGCCCUUCUACAAGUCAAAGACUAAAGACAACUGAAACAACUGCUGUGUGACUUGUUACUGAGAAGAAGUUGGUUGUUGCAUUGAUCAGCAUGCAAGCACAAAAAAGAGACAAUUAAAUGCUUAAAAGUCUUUCACAUAUUCAUGUUACUUUCUUUGUGGCAAAGAAAGAAAUAUGUGUGCUGUUACUCAGACUGAGAAUAAGCGAGAGAAUUUAAGACUUUGAAAUCUUCAGCUGUAAGAGUUGCACA
Molecule: messenger RNA, 1303 nt
Organism: Scomber japonicus (chub mackerel)
Lineage: Eukaryota; Metazoa; Chordata; Actinopteri; Scombriformes; Scombridae
Gene: ercc1
Product: excision repair cross-complementation group 1
Exons: 9
Coding region: 76-1089 (337 amino acids)
Biological process (GO): nucleotide-excision repair; mitotic recombination; meiotic mismatch repair
Cellular component (GO): nucleus; nucleotide-excision repair factor 1 complex; ERCC4-ERCC1 complex
Molecular function (GO): single-stranded DNA binding; damaged DNA binding
Source: RefSeq, a predicted model, not a curated record